UUGGUGGUGACCUUUAACCUCUUCCCUGUGAUUUGAUUGGUUGUUUGUUAACACACAAAAGUUCAGCUGUUUCCUUUCAUUUCAAGCCGGUAACAUGAAAACUUAUCUCAGGGGAAAUACAACAAUAGUUUGUUUUCAGUGGAUUAUGAAGAACUUUACUUUCGUUUUCAAGUAGAUAAAAGUUAAGAGAGAAAGGGACGUCACCCUGGUGAGAGGACUUCUAGUCAAAGGAACCCGGAUGCUAACCUAUGAUGCUAACGUGAUGAGGUUAUGUCAUGAUUAAUUUAACACGAUGAGGACAGCGGGGAGGAUAAAGAAAGGGAACGACGCCUGGAUGAGCUGCUGUAGAGAUGCUGCACAUGAUCAUCCACCUGAAGACAACCUGAGAGAAGGCCUGGCAUGGAGAGGACUCGUAUCAAACCCUUACAGUACGACGUUUCAGACACCAACAACUGUCUGGAGUCCCUCCAGCAGUCCAGUAGAUGUCCACCCCUUCAGAUUCUUCAGGUGGUAUGUCUCAUCCUGGCCCUUCUCCGGGGGCAGGUCUGUCCCCGGGGCCCAUCUUAGGCCCCAGCCCUGGACCGGACCCCUCACCAGGCUCUGUUCACAGUAUGAUGGGACCCAGCCCUGGACCUGGAACACCCAACGCGCCCCACGGCAUGCAGAGCCAGGGGCAAAGUGAAUACUCUCAGGACGCAAUGUAUCCUCUGCACAAGCCCAUGGAGGGGAUGAAUGAUAAGACCAUGGCAGAUGCGAUGCAUUUCGGUCAUAUGAAAAAUGUGGGGAUGAGAUCUCUGCAUAGUGGUAUGGGGCCUCCUCAGAGUCCAAUGGACCAGCACAGUCAAGGAUACCUGUCCCCCCACCCAUCCCCGAUGAGUGUCCAUGAGCAUGCGUCUAGUCCCAUGUCAGGAGGAGGUGGAGGUGGGGGACCCACUCCGCCCCACAUACCUCCCUCCCAGUCAGGCCCCAUGAUGCCAAUGGAUCCACAGGGAGCCAUGCCCAACAUGAGCCAGCAGGGACGAGGACCUUCUGCUUUCAGUCCGGUCCAGCUUCAGCAGCUUAGAGCUCAGAUCCUGGCAUACAAAAUACUGGGGCGCGGCCAACCUCUGCCGGAAAACCUCCAACUGGCUGUUCAGGGUAAGAGGAGUCUACCCACAAUGCAGCAGCAGCAGCAGCAACAACAUCAACAGCAACAACAACAACAACAACAACAGCAGCAGCAGCAGCAGCAGCAACAGCAGCAGCAACAGGCACCCAGUGUCAGUCCUUACAACAGGCCUCAUGGUAUGCCAAUGGCACCCUUGGGUGGUCCACAGGCAAGUCCCUGUCCUACCCCAGUCAUGCAAGGCCACAAUCAAAGCACGGGACCCAAGCCCUGGUCUGAUGGUCAGGGUGCUGAAAAUCAAGCCAACAUUCAGAAGCACCUCACCCCGGUCCCCAGCGGACGCCCGUCCCCCGUUCCCCCUCAGGCCUCCGCUGUGCCAGCUGGACCCAUGCCCGGCAGCUCGGUGACCCCUCAGCCUCCUGGGCAGCAGGUGUCCCCCAUGCUCCAGAUGCAGCAGAAGCAGAACCGCAUCACGCCAAUCCAGAAGCCUCAGGGCUUGGACCCUGUCGGCAUCCUGCAAGAGAGGGAGUACAGACUUCAGGCUCGGAUUGCACAUAGAAUCCAGGAACUGGAGAGUUUGCCGGGAUCUCUGCCUCCUGACCUGAGGACUAAAGCCACAGUGGAGCUCAAGGCACUGCGUCUGCUCAACUUCCAGCGGCAGCUGAGACAGGAUGUGGUGGCGUGCAUGAGGAGAGACACGACCCUGGAGACGGCGCUCAACUCAAAGGCGUACAGACGCAGCAAGCGGCAGACGCUGAGGGAGGCACGCAUGACCGAGAAGCUGGAGAAGCAGCAGAAGCUGGAGCAGGAGAAGAAGCGCAGACAGAAGCAUCAGGAAUAUCUCAACAGCAUCCUUCAGCAUGCUAAAGACUUCAAAGAGUACCACCGCUCAGUGUCGGGCAAAAUCCAGAAACUCACCAGAGCUAUCGCCAACUGGCACACCAACACCGAGCGAGAGCAGAAGAAGGAGACCGAGAGGAUCGAGAAGGAGAGGAUGAGGAGGCUGAUGGCAGAAGACGAGGAAGGCUACCGAAAACUUAUCGACCAAAAGAAAGACAAGCGUCUGGCUUACUUGCUGCAGCAGACAGACGAGUACGUGGCUAACCUCACCGCCCUCGUGUACGAACACAAAGCCGCCCAGGCCGCCAAGGAGAAGAAGAGGAAGAAGAAGAAGAAGAAGAAGGUGGAUGGAGAUGGAGAGGGAACCAGUGCCAUUGGACCUGAUGGAGAGCCCAUGGAUGAAAGCAGCCAAAUGAGCGAGCUGCCAGUCAAAGUGAUUCAGACGGAGACGGGGAAAGUCCUGCAGGGAACGGAAGCUCCCAAAUCCAGUCAGCUGGAGGCCUGGCUAGAGAUGAAUCCAGGGUAUGAAGUGGCCCCGCGGUCAGACAGCGAGGAGAGCGGCUCAGAGUACGAGGAUGAGGAGGAAGAUGAGAUUGCCAAGGCAGAGGCAGAGGAGAAGAAGAUAAUCGAUCCCAGCAGAGAUGGUGGAAGCGGGGUGCCAGCCAAGCACAUCAUCGAGUCGGCCAAGCAGGACGUGGACGAUGAGUACAGCGUUCCCACUGGGCAAACCACCUCGACCCAUUCUUACUACGGCGUGGCCCACGCUGUCGUGGAGCGAGUGGAGAAGCAGUCAUCGCUGCUGAUCAACGGCUUGCUCAAACACUACCAGGUCCAGGGCCUCGAGUGGAUGGUGUCCUUGUACAAUAACAAUCUGAACGGCAUCCUGGCUGAUGAAAUGGGCCUCGGAAAAACAAUCCAAACCAUCGCCCUUAUCACCUACCUGAUGGAGUACAAGAGGAUCAACGGCCCCUUCCUCAUCAUCGUUCCUCUCUCGACUUUAUCCAACUGGACCUAUGAGCUUGACAAGUGGGCCCCCUCUGUGGUGAAAAUAGCUUACAAGGGCACCCCCGCUCUGCGCCGUGGGCUUGUGCCCCAACUCCGCAGCGGGAAGUUCAACGUCUUGCUGACCACCUAUGAAUACAUCAUCAAAGACAAGCACAUACUGGCCAAGAUUCGUUGGAAGUACAUGAUUGUGGACGAGGGUCACCGCAUGAAAAACCACCACUGUAAGCUGACCCAGGUGUUGAACACCCACUAUGUAGCACCCCGCCGCCUCCUCCUCACCGGGACUCCGCUGCAGAACAAACUGCCUGAGCUGUGGGCUCUGCUCAACUUCCUGCUGCCCACCAUCUUCAAGAGCUGCAGCACCUUCGAGCAGUGGUUCAACGCCCCGUUUGCCAUGACGGGAGAGAGGGUUGACCUAAAUGAAGAGGAGACCAUCCUGAUUAUUCGGCGUUUGCACAAAGUGCUCCGCCCCUUCCUGCUGCGCAGACUGAAGAAAGAGGUGGAGUCCCAGCUGCCGGAGAAGGUGGAGUAUGUCAUAAAAUGUGACAUGUCUGCCAUCCAGAAGGUUCUGUACCGCCACAUGCAGAAGGGAAUUCUACUCACUGACGGCUCCGAGAAAGACAAGAAGGGCAAAGGUGGAGCGAAGACCCUGAUGAACACCAUCAUGCAGCUGAAGAAGAUCUGCAACCACCCUUACAUGUUCCAGCAUAUUGAGGAAUCUUUUGCUGAGCACUUGGGUUAUCCAAACGGCAUCAUCAAUGGGCACGAACUGUACAGAGCGUCCGGUAAGUUUGAGCUCCUGGACCGCAUCCUGCCGAAGCUACACGCCACAAACCACAGAGUGCUGCUUUUCUGCCAAAUGACCACUCUAAUGACAAUCAUGGAGGACUACUUCAGCUACCGCAACUUCCUGUAUUUACGCCUCGAUGGAACCACAAAGGCGGAAGACAGGGCGACACUGCUGAAGAAAUUUAAUGAGGAGGGAUCUCAAUUCUUCAUCUUCCUGCUCAGCACCAGAGCCGGUGGACUGGGCCUCAACCUGCAGGCGGCGGACACUGUCGUCAUCUUUGACAGUGACUGGAACCCACAUCAGGACCUCCAGGCUCAGGACCGGGCUCACCGCAUCGGUCAGCAGAACGAGGUGCGCGUGCUCCGUCUCUGCACCGUCAACAGCGUGGAGGAGAAGAUCUUGGCAGCCGCCAAAUACAAACUGAACGUGGAUCAGAAGGUCAUCCAGGCGGGCAUGUUCGACCAAAAGUCCUCAGGCUUCGAGCGCCGUGCCUUCCUGCAGGCCAUUUUAGAGCACGAGGAGCAGAAUGAGGAAGAAGAUGAAGUUCCCGAUGAUGAGACCCUGAACCAGAUGAUAGCCCGUAAUGAAGAUGAAUUUGAGCUCUUCAUGCGCAUGGAUAUGGACCGCCGACGGGAGCACGCAAGGAACCCGAAGCGUAAGCCUCGUCUCAUGGAGGAGGACGAGCUGCCUUCUUGGAUCAUCAAAGACGAUGCUGAGGUGGAGCGGCUCACGUACGAGGAGGAGUCGGAGAAGAUGUUUGGCCGAGGAUCGCGCUGCCGUCGAGACGUGGACUACAGCGACGCACUCACUGAAAAGCAGUGGCUACGGGCUAUAGAGGAUGGAAACCUGGAGGAGAUGGAGGAGGAGAUCCGGCUGAAAAAGCGCAAACGUAAGAGGCGUCAGGACAAGGACUCAUCAAGCAGAGACGAAGGGAGCUCCAAGGCCAAGAAGAAACGGGGACGUCCUCCGGCUGAGAAACUCUCCCCCAAUCACCCCAAACUAACCAAGCAGAUGAACACCAUCAUUGAUACAGUCAUCAACUACAGAGACGGGUCAGGGAGACAGCUGAGUGAGGUCUUUGUGCAGCUACCAUCCAGGAAGGAGCUCCCAGAGUAUUAUGAGCUCAUCAGAAAACCUGUGGACUUCAAAAAAAUCAAGGAGCGCGUGAGGAGCCAUAAAUACAGAAGUGUUGGAGACCUGGAGAAGGAUGUGAUGCUGCUUUGUCACAACGCUCAGACCUUCAACCUCGAGGGAUCCCAGAUAUACGAGGACUCCAUCGUCCUUCAGUCUGUGUUCAAGAGCGCCAGGCAGAAGAUUGCCAAAGAGGAAGACAGCGAUGAGGACAGCGAUGAGGACGAGGAUGACGAUGAUGAGUCAGAGUCAGAGGCCAAGUCGGUGUGGGUUAAGAUCAAGCUGAGCAAAGAGGGACGCAGCGGUGACAAAGGCAAGAAGAGGCAGAGCCGAGGGAAAGCCAAGCCGGUGGUCAGUGACGACGACAGUGACGACGAUCAGGAUGACAAUGAUCAGUCAGACAAGAGCGACGACGAGUGAGGACGUGAGGAUGUUGUUUAUAGCACUUAUAAACAAAAGGACAAUAUCUUCCAUAACUGUCUCUUCAGGUUAUAAAUUCUGUAUUUUUUCAUUCGUCCUCUGUGCGUCCGUCUGUGUCGUGUUUCGUUGCACAUUCACCUACCAGCUUGGAAAUGUAUUACUAAUAAUAAUCAAUAAGCUACAGCAAUAUCAA
Molecule: messenger RNA, 5484 nt
Organism: Notolabrus celidotus (New Zealand spotty)
Lineage: Eukaryota; Metazoa; Chordata; Actinopteri; Labriformes; Labridae
Gene: smarca2
Product: SWI/SNF related, matrix associated, actin dependent regulator of chromatin, subfamily a, member 2
Exons: 35
Coding region: 483-5291 (1602 amino acids)
Biological process (GO): positive regulation of transcription by RNA polymerase II
Cellular component (GO): nucleus
Molecular function (GO): ATP-dependent chromatin remodeler activity; ATP binding; DNA binding
Source: RefSeq, a predicted model, not a curated record